Messenger RNA from Staurois parvus, 489 nucleotides. The record is from the annotation of a GenBank genome assembly. NCBI's taxonomy places the organism in Eukaryota, Metazoa, Chordata, Amphibia, Anura, Ranidae.
UGUGCUGUGUUCCUCGGACACAGCGGAUCACCGAUCAAUGGAAAGAGCCGAAAACGUCGGCUCUGUCAUGUGAUCAGCUGUGUCCAAUCACAGCUGAUCGCAUGGGACAUGUACACUGAUCAUCAGGGCACUGAUGAUCAGUGUGCCCUGAUGAUCAGUGUAACCACAUCAGUACCACCUGUCAGUGUCCAUCAAUGCCACCUGUCAGUGCUCAUCAAUUCCACCUGCCAGUGCCCUCAGUGCCACAUCAAUGCCACAUAUCAGUGCCUACCAGUGCACAUCAAUGCCACUUAUCAGUGCCCAUCUGAGCUGCCUUUCAGUGCUACCUAUCAAUGCCAGUCAGUGCCGCCUAUCAGUGCGCAUCAGUGCUGCCUGUCAGUGCUGCCUAUCAGUGCCACCUAACAGUGCCAGUCAGUUCCGCCUAUCAGUGCCAUAUAUAAGUGCUGCCUUUCAGUGCCCAUCAGUGAUUCCUGUCAAUGCUCAUCAGUG